AUGAGUGUCCCGGGAUACGCAUCGCCUACAGAAUUCACGGGCAUCUUCUCAGCAGCAAGCGCAUGCAGGCCUGAGUACAGCUCUCUACGACUACGGUCCACAAUCUGCUCUUCGUCGACGAUUGCGCGCGCCCAGUGCUACGACGGAAGUGGACUUGCAGCGGAGCAUGGACUUCCUCAACGCCGGUCGCACCAACGUCAGCCCGACUAUCAACACGGACAAACCGGCGGUCAUGCAUCAACCGUCACUCAACACGCAACACUGCACUCCUCCUCAAUCACUUUCAACGGCCACCAAAUCAACACCGUGGACAAUUUUGCUUAUCUCGGAAGCACAUUUUCCAACAUCAGCAGAAUCGACGAUGAGGUUGUUUACCGGAUCUACAAAGCCAGCCAAGCCUUUGGUCAGCUACGCAACUCCGUGUGGAAUCGUCACGGCCUCCAACUGAAUACCAGGCUGAAGAUGCACUGGGCUGUCAUCCCGACGACACUUCUUUAG
Spirometra erinaceieuropaei is the source of this 498-nucleotide messenger RNA. NCBI's taxonomy places the organism in Eukaryota, Metazoa, Platyhelminthes, Cestoda, Diphyllobothriidea, Diphyllobothriidae. The record is from the annotation of a GenBank genome assembly.